UCGGAGAUGCGCGACAGACCCAACAGCCACGGAGCACGGAGCGAGAGGAAAUGUUAACUGGAGCUUAUAAUUAAUUCACUAUUACAUGAAAAAACCCACAAAUAAUUUUACAUGCUGCCCGUAUGGAAAACGAUCUUUGUGUCCAGCCGCAAGAAGAGGCUCAUCUGAAGAACACUGAACACAGAUUGCACCAAAGCCGCUCAAGUUUGAUCUGUGUCGGAGUAAUUUUUACUCCCUGCCUGACCAGUGUGGACCAAUGAUGGCUCUAGUGGUUCACCUGAAGACGGUCGCUCACCUCCGGGGGAAAGGUGACAGGAUCGCCAAAGUUACAUUCAGAGGUCUGCCUUUCUACAGCCGUGUGGCAGAGAACUGUGAGGAGGUGGCACACUUUAAUGAGCUAUUUCGAUGGCCCAUCGCCAGCAGGCUGGAUGGAAACGAGAUGCUGGAGAUCCAAGUGUACAAUUACAGCAAAGUCUUCUCCAACAGACUGGUGGGGACUUUCUCUAUGGUGCUUCAGAAGGUGGCUGAGGAGGGACACCUUGAGCUGACGGACACACUCAUAGACGAUAACAACACAUCAAUAAAGACCAGCGUUACCAUAGAGAUCAGAUACCAGUCGAUGGACGGCACAGUGGGAGUCUGGAGCGACGGGGAGUUCCUGGAUGUUCCUGAUGACCGUGAUGGGAUGUUUGCCUUUGAAACGGACAGCUUGCUGUCAGGACAAAGCCACGGGUCAGGGACGUCUCCUGGGCGAUCCUUGCAGGGAUCCAUACCAACCUUCAGGAAAGCAGGGAAGGGAGUUUUCUCAGCCAUGAAGCUCGGCAAGAUCAAGAGCUCAAAGGACGAUCACAAGAGAGAUGAGCCGGCGAUCCUGGACAUGGAGGACAUGGACAGGAAGGCGAGGCGAAUUGCUGGAGCAAUGGACCCAGACACCAUCUCUCUGGCCUCUGUCACUGCUGUCACCACCAACGUCUCCAACAAGAGGUCAAAGCCAGACAUCAAAAUGGAGCCGAGCUCUGGACGCCCAGUGGAUUACCAGAUCAGCAUCACAGUGAUCGAGGCCCGGCAGCUAAUAGGCCUCAACAUGGACCCCGUGGUGUGUGUCGAGAUUGGAGACGACAAGAAGUACACGUCCAUGAAGGAGUCCACCAACUGUCCAUACUACAAUGAGUAUUUCGUCUUUGACUUCCACGUCCCUCCUGAUGUCAUGUUUGAUAAGAUCAUCAAACUCUCCGUUAUUCACUCUAAAAAUCUUCUUCGGAGUGGAACAUUGGUGGGAACCUUCAAGAUGGAUGUUGGGACCGUUUACUCGCAGCCUGAACAUCAGUUUUACCACAAGUGGGCUAUCCUGUCUGAUCCUGACGACAUAACAGCGGGAUGCAAAGGAUAUGUGAAGUGUGACAUCGCUGUGGUCGGGAAGGGUGACAACAUCAAGACCCCACACAAGGCCAACGAGACCGAUGAAGACGACAUAGAGGGGAACCUCCUGCUCCCAGAGGGCAUCCCAGCAGAGCGGCAGUGGGCGAGGUUUUAUGUGAAGAUUUACCGCGCUGAGGGACUUCCUAAAAUGAACACCAGCAUCAUGGCUAAUGUGAAGAAGGCCUUUAUAGGAGAGAACAGAGACCUGGUGGAUCCCUACGUUCAAGUGCAGUUUGCUGGGCAGAAAGGGAAGACUUCAGUCCAGAAGAGCAGCUAUGAACCGAUCUGGAACGAGCAGAUCAUCUUCACCGAGCUGUUCCCUCCACUCUGCAAACGCAUGAAGAUCCAGAUACGAGACUCUGAUAAGGUCAACGACGUCGCCAUAGGCACCCACUUUGUUGACCUACGCAAGAUCUCAAAUGAUGGUGACAAAGGGUUCCUGCCCACCCUGGGUCCUGCUUGGGCAAACAUGUACGGCUCCACACGUCAGUAUACUCUGAUGGACGAACACCAGGACCUGAACGACGGUCUUGGAGAAGGCGUCUCCUUCAGAGCCCGUCUCCUGCUCUCCAUGGCUGUGGAGAUCUUGGACACAACAUCGCCUGAGCUCAUGAGCUCCACUGAGGUGCAGGUGGAGGGUGUCUCCAACAUCUCAGAGAGCGCCACUGGGAAAAUAGAGGAGUUCUUUCUCUUUGGUUCCUUCCUGGAGGCCACGAUGAUCGACAGGAAGAUUGGUGACAAACCGAUAAGUUUUGAAAUCACAAUAGGUAACUAUGGCAACCAGAUAGAUGGUGUAAGCAAGCCUUCAUCGGCAAAGAAGAAGAAGAAAGAUGGGGAGACUGAAGAAGAGGAGAGCGAGCUCAUACACAACUCCAGCGAGGACGAGGCGGACGAGGACGCGGACCUGGUCUCCGUCUCCUCCACUCCUCUAAUGAAGCCUGUCAUCACAGACAGGAAUUACUUUCAUCUUCCCUACUUUGAAAAGAAGCCGUGUGUUUACAUCAAAAGCUGGUGGCAGGACCAGAGAAGACGACUGUACAACUCUAACAUGAUGGACAAGAUCGCUGACAAGCUGGAAGAGGGUUUGAAUGAUGUUCAGGAGAUCAUUAAGACAGAGAAGGCUUUUCCAGAACGCAGACUCAGGGGAGUGCUGGAGGAGCUCAGCUUCGGCUGCAGUCGGUUUGUGACCCUGGCUAACAAGGAUGUGAACCAGGCGGGCCGAACCAAACUGGACCGAGAGCGGCUCAAGUCCUGCAUGAGAGAGAUGGACAGCAUGGGCCAGCAGUCCAAACAAAUCCGAACUCAGGUGAAGAAAAACACAGUCAGAGACAAACUCAAGCUGGUGCAGAACUUCCUGCAGAAGCUCCGUUUCCUCGCUGACGAGCCUCAGCACAGCAUCCCAGAUGUUUUCAUCUGGAUGAUGACGAACAACAAGCGCAUUGCUUACGCCCGUAUUCCUUCCAAAGACAUUCUGUACUCCAUAGUGGACGAGGAAACGGGAAAAGACUGUGGCAAAGUCAAAGCUGUCUUUCUCAAGCUGCCUGGUAAGAAGGGCUUUGGUCCUGCAGGCUGGACGGUUCAGGCGAAGCUGGAGUUGUAUCUGUGGCUCGGCCUCAACAAGCAAAGGAAGGACUUUCUCAACGGUCUGCCAAACGGUUUCGAAGAGAUCAAAUCUGCUAAAAUGGGCCCCGGUCUUCAAUCUGUCCCCCCCGUUAGCCUCGUCUACAACAUGAAGCAAGUGUUUCAGCUAAGAGCACACAUGUACCAAGCCCGCAGUCUGUUUGCUGCCGACAGCAGCGGCCUUUCAGAUCCCUUUGCUCGGGUUUUCUUCUCCACACACAGCCAGGUUACUGAGGUCCUGAGCGAGACUCUCUGCCCCACAUGGGACCAGCUGCUGGUGUUUGACGAUGUGGAGCUGUUUGGGGAGGCCAGUGAGCUGAGAGACGACCCUCCAAUCAUUGUCGUUGAAAUCUUUGAUCAGGACACUGUGGGCAAGGCAGAGUUCAUAGGUCGGACGUUCGCGAAGCCCACCAUCAAGAUGUGUGACGAGCACUACGGCCCGCCGAGGUUCCCACCUCAGCUGGAGUACUACCAGAUUUACAGAGGGAACUGCACCGCCGGGGAACUGCUGGCUGCCUUUGAGCUGCUGCAGAUCCCUUUCAAUGCGGAGGAGAUUAGGCGAGCUCUGAUUGCCGUCCAUAACUUUGCUGUUCCUCAAAUAAAGAUUGGUCAAGGAGGGAGAGCCGAUCUUCCUCCCAUUGAAGGGCCGACAGACUCUGAGCGUGGCCCCAUUCUUCCUGUGCCGCUGGGCAUCAGACCCGUUCUGAGUCGCUACCGCAUAGAGGUUUUGUUCUGGGGCUUAAGGGACCUGAAAAGGAUUAACCUGGCUCAGGUGGAUCGGCCCCGUGUGGACAUAGAGUGUGCGGGCAGAGGUGUGCAGUCUGUCCUCAUCCAGAACUACAAGAAAAACCCAAACUUCAGCACCUUGGUUAAAUGGUUUGAGGUGGACCUUCCAGAGAAUGAGCUUCUCCACCCUCCUCUCAACAUCCGGGUGGUGGACUGCCGGGCAUUUGGCCGUUACAUCCUGGUGGGGUCUCAUGCUGUCACCAGCCUGAGACGUUUCAUCUACAGCGCCCCAGACAAAACCUCCAACAACUGGGCCACUGCAGCUAAGCUAAUGAAUGGCUAUAUGGUCCUUACUAAUGGCGGCUCCCAGCCUCGCUCCUCACCCAGCCUUUCUUCCCGCACCCUCUCUCGCCCCGCAGGUGACAUCAUCGUCAACAUGGAUGCGGAGCCUCCCGUGCGAAAGAUGGACACGGUUGUCAAGUUAGACGCUACCGAGGAGGAGUGUGACAAAGAGAAAAAGAAGAAGAAGAAGAAAAAGAAGGGAGGAGUAGAAGAAGAGGAUGAGACAGAUGAGAGAGUGCUGGACUGGUGGUCCAAAUAUUUUGCUUCAAUAGAGACGCUGAAGGAGACUCUCAGAGCCCAGGAGGCAGCUCAGGCAGAGGCAGAGGAAAGAGAGGACCUGGAAAUAGCUGCAGAGGCAGCAGAUAUCAAACCUGAUGACCUUCUUCUAAAAGGCUCCAAGACAAAGGAAAAGAGCAAAGAGAAGAAGGGCUACAAGGACAAUAAGAAGGGCCAAGCUGCAGACGGCUCUGAGAAACGACCGGUUAAAGCAAAAGUAGACGAGCUGAUGGUGUACAACAAGGAGCUGGAGAGUGAGUACGGCAACUUUGAAGACUGGCUGCACACUUUCAACUUGUACAGAGGAAAGGCCGGGGAUGAUGAUGAACACGCUCUGGAUGAUGACAGGAUUGUUGGCAGAUUCAAGGGGUCCUUAUGUAUGUACAAGCUACCCCUGUCUGAGGAGAUCACAAGAGAGGCAGGAUUUGAUCCUAAUAUGGGCAUGUUCCAGAGCAUUCCACAUAACGAUCCAAUCAACGUCCUCGUCCGUGUCUUUGUGGUCAGGGCUACAGAUCUUCAUCCAGCUGAUAUCAAUGGGAAGGCUGAUCCAUACGUUGUCAUCAAGCUGGGCAAGUCAGAGGUCAAGGACAAAGAGAACUACAUUUCCAAACAGCUCAAUCCUGUAUUUGGCAAAUCAUUUGACAUUGAAGCCACAUUCCCCAUGGAGUCCAUGUUAACGGUGUCUGUGUACGACUGGGACCUGGUUGGCACUGACGACCUGAUCGGAGAGACAAAGAUUGACUUGGAGAAUCGUUUCUACAGCAAAUACAGAGCAACCUGUGGCAUCUCAUCCAACUAUUCUGUCCAUGGAUACAAUGUUUGGCGGGACCCUAUGAAGCCCAGUCAGAUUCUGGCGAAGCUCUGUAAAGACGGCAAGAUUGAUGGACCUCAUUAUGGGCCAGGGGGCAAAGUCAAGGUGGCCAAUCGAAUCUUCCUGGGACCUACAGAGAUCGAGGAUGAAAAUGGUCUGAAGAAACAGACAGAGGAGCAUUUGGCUCUGACGGUGCUGAACCACUGGGAGGAGAUCCCGAGGGUGGGCUGUAAGCUCGUCCCAGAACACGUGGAGACCAGACCCCUGCUGAACCCCGACAAACCCGGCAUCGAACAGGGCCGUAUUGAGAUGUGGGUGGAUAUGUUUCCUAUGGACAUGCCUGCUCCUGGACCUGCGAUUGACAUAUCACCAAGGAAACCAAAGAGCUUUGAGCUUCGUGUUGUUAUUUGGAACACUGAUGACGUAAUUCUAGAGGACGAUGCUUUCAUGACAGGAGAGAAGAUGUCUGACAUCUAUGUCAGGGGAUGGCUCAAAGGGCAGCAGGAGGACAAGCAGGACACAGAUGUGCACUAUCACUCCCUGACCGGUGAUGGAAACUUUAACUGGCGCUUCGUCUUCCCCUUCGAUUACCUCAUGGCUGAGGAGAAGAUCGUCAUUUCUAAGAAAGAGUCCAUGUUCUCCUGGGAUGAGACUGAAUAUAAGAUCCCUCCUCGCCUCACGAUGCAGGUCUGGGAUGCCGACCACUUCUCUGCUGAUGACUUCCUGGGUGCAAUCGAGUUGGACCUAAACCGGUUCCCUCGUGGCGCCAAGACGGCCAAGCAGUGUUCCCUUGACAUGAUCCGAAAUGAGCAGGAGCUGCCCACGAUUUCCAUCUUCAAACAGAAGAGGGUCAAGGGCUGGUGGCCGUUUGUAGCCCGUGAUGAGAACGAUGAGAUGGAGCUAACUGGUAAGGUAGAAGCUGAGCUUCAUCUUGUGACAGCGGAGGAGGCAGAGAAAAGUCCUGUAGGACUGGGACGAAAUGAGCCUGAUCCACUGGAGAAACCAAAUCGCCCGGACACCAGUCUAAUGUGGUUUCUGAGCCCCCUGAAGUCCAUUCGUUACUUCAUCUGGCACAACUACCGCUGGCUGAUCCUCAAGGUCCUGGGGCUGAUACUGCUGCUGCUCAUGCUGGGCCUCUUCCUCUACUCUAUCCCUGGCUACCUGGUCAAGAAGAUGCUGGGGGCCUGACUCGCUGGUAGCCUCCGCCCCCUCCUCGCUGUCUCUGCUUCUCUAUUUAACCCCCUUGCUUCCUGGAUUCUGCUGUCCUACCUGUAGCUGCUCCUCUCCUGUCCCGCCAAAACUCAGCUUCUUUGUUUCUCCUCUGUCGUCUCAGCUGUAGAAUAGUCUCUUUCUUCUGCUGUAUUUUGUAUCAGAUCUCUGUGCCAACCAGUGUCCCUUGUCACCAAGUGCCAUUACACAUCUUACAUGUGACCAACUGUUUUGUGUGGCAGUAUGUGGGUGGGGCAGUUUGUAGGUAUGGUUCACAUCAUAUGUAGAGGUGGGAAAGAUUCACAUGUAACAACUUACUGUACAAGCUUUAACGUCUAAACGUCUAAAUCCUUUUCAGACAACACCACAACAGAUCCUCACUGGCAUCAAUGUGAGGCACCUCAAUGAAAAGUAAUUAACAUAAUAAUCAAACUGGAAUAUGUGAAUUCAGGUUUCUUAUGUUCCAUAUUAUGACCUUUAUAUAAAAUCCUCAAAAAAUAAAUAAAACCACUAACGUGGAUACUGUGUGUUGAUGUUAUUACACACAAUCCAGACUUAUAGUCAAACUAAAAUACAAGCCCAGUAAACGUACAGUUCCAAUAUUUGGAACUGUACAUUUCUGCAAACCAUGGGUACUUUACAUUUGCAUGUUUCAUAUGCAUCAAAUUAAUGUUCCUGAAGUGACGUAGAAUAUGAGCUGACUUUGUCAUCAAGAGGUGCACAGGGUGGUGGAUGGCGUGCAACCCACAGACCACUGUUUGAAAACAACAGACAACUAAAAUGGUUGUUUAGCAAGUCGUAGCUGUUUUUCCACCCAGGAUGGUGCCAUGAGAAGCAGUUUUAUUUCACAGAGAUCGCUGCAUUUAUUACAGAGAUUCUGCCACUGGGUUUUUUUGUUUGUUUUUUUUACCUAGAAAUUGCUGCACUUCCUGUCAGGAUAGUGCCACAAAAAACAGGGUUUUUGUUUUCUAAGACAUAGCUGCAUUUCCAAUGUGCCCCCAAAACACGGCAUUUUAAGCCAAACACUAGGCUCAUUCAAGGAGGCGGAGACAAAAAGCCACCGUUAAGUUUCCAGCAGCAUUUAGUCUGUACAGGAAGUCACAGAAACACAUCCUGUUAGAUCUGGUGCCGAUUUACUAAUAUGUUACUGCAACUGCAGCACCUGGGUCUGAAAACUGCAGCCGCCUUGACCUAGUAAGAACAUCGUUGGCCGCUUUUACAUGAGCAUGCACUGUGUGACAAUUGCCGGUGAUCAAAUCUGCGCAGGCCUGACUCAUCUCAAACAGACAAAUAAACAAAUAACAGUGUUGUUCGAAUGAAAGUUUUAAUGUAUCCGCUACAUAACGUACAAAUGUAAGGUAUUUGUGGUUUGAAGAAAGAUGCCAGUGAACGUCUGGUUAAAGAACAAACGGCCCUGGACAAACAUGAGUGUUUGGAGCUGUUGGUCAGUCAUCCAUCCAUCCAUUUUUAUCAUCAUAUUCAUUGUGUGUAUGUUUUUAACUGUUCAGCUUUUACUCUGUGAUGUGAUCUUUUGGUCCUCUGACACAUUGUAUUGAUAAACAUGUGAGCAUGCUGUAGUAUAAAAAUAACUAAAUGCAACAUGGCUGGCUAACCACUAACGCCAGCUUUCUCUCUCUUUUACUCCUCCCAUGUUUCAUCCCAUUUCUCUCUUCCCUUUCUCACCCUUCAUUUACUCGCUCUUCCAUCCCCCUGCAUGCCUCCUUCGCCAAAUUACCUUCACCUUCCUCUUCCUAAAACCUCCAUCCCUCCCUGUAGUCGCCCAGACACCACCUUCCUGUGGUUCCUGAGCCCGCUGAAAGCCAUCCGCUACCUGGUGUGCAACCGCUACAAGUGGCUAAUCAUCAAGAUCGUGCUGGCCCUGCUGCUGCUCAUCAUGCUGGGCCUCUUCCUCU
Messenger RNA from Epinephelus lanceolatus (giant grouper), 8316 nucleotides. The record is from RefSeq and is a predicted model, not a curated record. Lineage: Eukaryota; Metazoa; Chordata; Actinopteri; Perciformes; Serranidae.